Crotalus tigris (Tiger rattlesnake) is the source of this 452-nucleotide messenger RNA. RefSeq names its product NADH:ubiquinone oxidoreductase subunit A3 (gene NDUFA3). NCBI's taxonomy places the organism in Eukaryota, Metazoa, Chordata, Lepidosauria, Squamata, Viperidae. The transcript is spliced from 4 exons. The coding region runs from base 79 to 336 and encodes 85 amino acids. Gene Ontology annotation, cellular component: mitochondrial inner membrane. The record is from RefSeq and is a predicted model, not a curated record.
AUCCGAGAGAGGGAGGAAGAACGCGACAAAACUACACUUCCCAGAAGGCCGGCGGGCUCCGUUCCCCUUGAUUACAAGAUGUCUACCUUCAGCAGAAUGGUAACAUUUAUGAAAACUGCAUGGGGCAAGGAACCAGUGAUUGUAAGCUCCAUUGUCAUUGCAGUUGUGGCUGUAACAUUGCCAUGGGUGAGCCCCUAUGCCCAUUAUUCCACAUUAAUGAAUGAGAACAUGCCAUAUAACUACCCAGUCCCAGUUCGAGAUGAUGGUAAUAUGCCAGAUAUUCCCGCUCAUCCCUGUGACAAGGAAGGUGAUCGGCUUGAGUGGCUGAAGAAAUGAGAAUCAGCAGAGUGAAAGUUACCACUGAAGAGGCAGAUCUCCCCACAAGUUUCCCCUGCCUUGGUUGUAUAUGUGUGUUUUCCCCAGGGGCAAUAAAUUUCCUGUUGUAUCUGAAA